AUGUCUUCAACAAACUUAGACUUGGCUGAUCCGGAACAUCCAAAAGAUUUAAAAGCUCCUUAUUUGAAAUUAUACUCACUCGAAACUCCAAAUGGUCAAAAAGCUACUUUAUAUUUGAAACUAUUAGGAAUUGAUUACACCCUAAGAAGAUUGGAUAUUAGAACAAACAUCCAAAAAGAACCUUGGUUUAUUGCAAUCAACCCAAAUGGUCGUAUCCCAACUUUAAGUGAUGUUGAUGCUCAAGGGAAACAAACAAUUUUAUUUGAAACUGGAGCAAUCUUGUUAUAUUUAGGUGAAAAAUAUGACAAGGAACGUAAAUACUAUUAUUCACUUAAUGAUGAACAUUAUUGGGAUCAAAUCAAAUGGUUAACUUUCCAAAUUGCCUCCCACGCUCCAUAUCAAGGUCAAGCUAAUCAUUUCCAACAUUAUGCUCCAGAAAAAAUUGAAUAUGGUAUUAAGAGAUACAAAGCCGAGACUGAAAGAGUCUUUGGAGUUUAUGAAUUGAGAUUGAAAGAAAACAAUGGUUGGUUAGUUGGUGAUCAUUUGAAUAUUGCUGAUAUUGCCGCUUUCCCAUGGGUUAAAAUUUAUGCUUAUAAUGAUAUUGAUAUUGAUCAAUUCCCUCACUUGAAGGCUUGGAUUGAAAAAAUCAAAAACAUUGAUGGUGUUCAAGCAGGUUUGGAUGUUAAAUGA
Messenger RNA from Hansenula anomala, 690 nucleotides. Its product is annotated as glutathione S-transferase family protein. The transcript has a single exon. The record is from RefSeq and is a predicted model, not a curated record. The coding region runs from base 1 to 690 and encodes 229 amino acids. NCBI's taxonomy places the organism in Eukaryota, Fungi, Ascomycota, Saccharomycetes, Phaffomycetales, Wickerhamomycetaceae.